AUGCGCACUUCUCCUCUGCUCGCCGCAGGCCUCGCUGCCGGCGUUUCGGCUGCCACAAACUACCUCGGCUUCAACUCCGGCUCAACACUCGCAGAUCGGUCUGCUAAGUUCAAGAAGGACUUCUUGGCUGAGUUCAAGACGGCACAGGCCCUCGAGGGCGCCCCAGGCACUUUCAAUGCCGUUCGACUGUACACAAACAUCCAGGCUUACUCGGAGAGCGAUCCGAUUGAGGCGUUUGAGGCUGCCAUCGAGACCAAGACUUCGAUCCUGCUUGGCGUCUGGGCAUCCGGCACCGAUAACAUCGAUAAGGAGAUCACUGCCCUGAAGGCGGCUGUCGACAACCUGGGCGAUGACUUCACCGAUCUUGUCAUCGGAAUCUCCAUUGGUAGCGAGGAUCUGUACCGUAACUCAGCCACCGGUGUUGCCAACGAGGCCGGCAUUGGCGCCGACCCGGAUGUGAUUGUUGGAUUCAUCACCGACUUCAAGAAGGCAUUUGCCGACACCAAGCUUUCCAGCGUACCUAUCGGUCACGUCGACACUUGGGACGUCUGGCCCAACGCCACCAACAAGGCCGUUCUCGAUGCCAUUGACUGGGUCGGUGUUGACGAGUAUCCCUACUAUGAGAACGACAAGGGCAACGACAUCAAGAACGCCGGCAGCCUCUUCGAUGCUGCCUACGCGGCCACCCUAGCUGCUGUCGGCGACAAGCCCGUCUGGGUCACCGAGACCGGCUGGCCUUACACUGGCCCUGAUUGGGAUGAGGCUGUUGCCAGCGUCGACAACUCCAAGUACUACUGGGACGAGGUCGGCUGCCGCAAGCUGUUCAACAAGGUGCCCACCUUCUGGUACAACCUGCGCGACUCCAACCCCGACAACACCAUGAAGUUCGCCAUCACAAACAACCUGUCCACCAGCCCGCGCUUCAACCUGACCUGCCCCACCACCUUCGACACGCCCACCACGACCUCGUCUCUGCCUUCCAGCACCGGCACUGCCACUGGCAGCGGCUCAUCUGCUACCAGCUCUCCGUCUGGGACCUCGGGCUCGGGCUCGGGCUCGGGCUCGGGCUCCGGCAGCUCCACGACCACCGGCUCUGGCAGCUCUGCGUCGGGCACCAGCUCGGCCGCCAGCCCCGACUCGACCAACGCUGCUGGCCCCGCCGCCGGCGUCUCUGGCGCUGCCUACGCUGGCCUGGCACUCGUCGCUGGCUUCUUCGCCCUGUUCUAA
Phaeoacremonium minimum UCRPA7 is the source of this 1227-nucleotide messenger RNA. RefSeq names its product putative glucan -beta-glucosidase protein. NCBI's taxonomy places the organism in Eukaryota, Fungi, Ascomycota, Sordariomycetes, Togniniales, Togniniaceae. Gene Ontology annotation, biological process: cell wall organization; carbohydrate metabolic process. The coding region runs from base 1 to 1227 and encodes 408 amino acids. Gene Ontology annotation, cellular component: extracellular region; cell surface; fungal-type cell wall. The record is from RefSeq and is a predicted model, not a curated record. The transcript has a single exon. Gene Ontology annotation, molecular function: 1,3-beta-glucanosyltransferase activity; glucan endo-1,3-beta-D-glucosidase activity.